GUCGGCACUCGGCGAGUGGCGACGGUGUUUUAACAUUUUUGUGUGCCAGACGUGCCACUGUGCCAGUGCACUAGCGCCGCCGCUCCUGCCAGCCAAUACUCAUAGUAUUUUGGUAUUCGUACGUCGUUCCGUCGGCCGGUGUUACCGGUGUGUGUGCUGUGUAGACGUGUAGUUUAGGUGAACGUUAUUUUUUUUUUUUUUUAUCUAUUCUCAGUUUUAAUUUUUUCUCGUCUUUAAAAACUAAGUACCUACCGAAAAUGAAUCAGCUCGGCGAGUCGAAGCUGUUCGGGGCGACCCGACGGUCUACGCGACAGUAGGCUAGGCUGCCACUACCUACCUACCAAUGGAAAUAAUAAAAUACCUGUAUUGAAACCAUCAAAUCGACCACCGGCCACAUAGCGGAGCAAUAACGAUAAUUACCACCAGGGUCGAACAUAGUAUUAUAAUGGACAGUUCGGAAUACGAAUCGGUGAGAAACGAAACGCUGCUGUUCUUUUUCGAAAAAUUGGUGGACAAGGGCACUCCACGAUCCCUGCACGACCUAAGUUGCCAAUUUGGCUCGAAGGGAUUUACCAAAGAGAUGCGACAAAUCGCUGGCGGAUCUCAGUCAGGCCUAAAGAAGUUCCUGUCACAGCACCCGUCGUUAUUCACUUUGGACGGAGACCUAGUUGCCGCAUCUCAGCUAUUUGCACCUGUACAAUCAGAAACUAACUAUAACAACAAAGCCGUACAUUAUUUUAAAGAUAAGUUGUUAAAAUAUGGGGUUGGAACUGAAGUACCGAUUCGAUGCCUACUUGGACACCGUUCUCAAGCUCCACCAGAAAUCCGAUUAAUAUCUGGUCUACACAUAAAAGAAUUCAGAGACUUUCUGAUGAAAUAUCCUGAUGUGUUUACUGUGGGUGAAGACACCAUUAUACUAACUGAGUAUGCAGGACUGGAGCGUAAAAUGUAUGAUGACAGCGACCAACGUGAAGCAAAAAUUGAUCCAGAAAUUACAAAACGUCUUUUAGCAUUUUGUGUGCAAUGCUUGGAAUGCAAAGGACCGAUGUUAACUGAUCAAAUGUUCCAUAGUAUUUCCUUGCGUUUUACAGAAAAUACUUGGUCACCGAUUUUUAAAACUCCAUCAGAUUUGUUUACAUUUUUGAAAAUGUAUCCUGAACAGUUUAAUACACAAUCCAAUUUAAUAACGUUGACCAAAAAUGGUCCUAAACCAGAAGUUAAAAUCGUUAGAAUUCCUACAGAAGUUGUACCAUUAACUCCGCCUAUGUCUCCGCCACUACCCAAACCAAUACCAAACAAUAAUCAAUCCCUUAAACAAAGAAUUAACAAUUUGGUUAUGAAAACGAUUGCAGACAACACUGAGCGAAAUAACAAAAUACCAAAUGGUUAUGAUGAUAGUGAUGCAUGGAAAGGAAAAAUGUUGAACAAUAUCAAAGUAAUUACAAGUACUAAAGAAUGUUCAAAUAUUGUCGACAGAAUUUUGGCACAAAAGUCAGCUAUUGGUAUAGAUUUUGAAGGUCUAUAUAUUGGAGCUAAUGGUCAAUUGACCUUAAUGCAAGUAGUAAAUGAAGAUGGAUCAUGUUUUAUAUUUGAUUUGAUUGCUUGUCCACAAUUAAUUAAAAGUGGAUUACAAAGUCUACUAGAAAGUGAAGAAAUACCUAAGGUGAUCAAUGAUUGUCGAAAUGAAAGUUUGAACCUGUACAACCAGUUUGGCAUUGCAAUGAAAAACGUGUUCGAUAUUCAGGCUGCCAUUGCUAUUAUUCAAUUUCAAGAAACUGGACAACCGGUUUAUAAGGCAAAAAAUCUUAGUCUAAAUGCCAUAUGUGAAAUGUAUGGUUUGCCAAUAAACUCAUCCAAGGAUCAAUUGAGAACUCAAAAUAAAAAAGAUUCAAGGUAUUGGAUACGGAGGCCAUUAUCUAAGGAUAUGCUUGCUUACGCUGCCAGUGACGUACUAACUCUCAUGCCUAAAUUAUAUAAAAUUUUAUCUGCUCAAAUUCAUCCAUCCAAUACUAAACUGUUCGAAGAAUUAUGUGAAGAACAAGCAUUUUUGUACAUUUCCCCAGAUAAUGUUCAAAAGCGCAAGCACCAGCGUAAAAUUGAUAACGAAUUGCAAGUUCUUAAAGAGAAAUUGUCUACUGAUAAUGGCAAAAAUGUCGUUCUCAGUAACAGAGAAUUGAGAUUAUUAAGGCAUUUGGAAUUAACUGAAGAAGAUAAAGAAAAGUUAAAAGGAUCCACAAAGGUUGCAAAAAAGUUAGAAAAGAUGGAAGGAAAAAAUAUGAAAUAUAAUGGAGAGGACUGUGAUUCUAAUGAGUUCCUCAGUCUAGACAGCAAUAUCAGUGGUAAAUCAACAUCAUCAGAUAAUUCUGCAUCUGGGGAAUUCCAGUCUAUUGCGUCUGAACAACCGCUAAGCCUUACUGAAACUAUGGAAAGGUUGGAUGAUGUAUUAUCUGAUAAACUUAUGGAUCGUUUGGAAAAAAUUGAGCGUCUAGAGUCAUUGUUGACAAUGGCCAUGGAUGCAGAGCCAGACCAAACAGAUAGUUUAAAUACUUCACCUAUGAGUUGCAAAUGCACGUGCCGUUUUGCUACAGACACUGUUGACAUGUCUACUCAAACUGAACCACUAUAAUCCACUAUUGUUGGAAACAAAAGGAGAGAAAUACUUUGGGUUUAUUAUUUAGAUUUUUUAAAUCUUAUGCCCAGCCAUGGCCUUUGAGCCUUAUUGCUUAGUUUACGACCAGGUUUCAUAUUGCUUUUGAUUAAUGUAAAAAGUGGUAUUGGAAAAUCUGGGUCUGUGUAUAUAAUAUCUAUAGAGAAACUAAUUAACAGGGUUGAGUCUGUACAAUAUCCGUCCAUAAUAUUAUUAUACCUGUUAUAUUUUGUGUCACGAUAUAGCAAAGGUUAUAAAUAAUAUUCAAAAUUUGACAGCAAUAAAAAGAAAAUCCGCAAGGCGGUUAGACAUAUUAGACUGAAAAAUAUUAUAUUUUUAUUAAAUUUGCGCUAGCAUCACGACGUGCCUAUUUAGAUUUUAGAAAAAUUAAUUAUAGUUGACUUUGUUUGCUCAAACAGUAUUAACCUAAACUAUAGUAUUGCAUUGUGAAGUCCAUGUAUUAAAAUAAAUAACAUGAACGUAUGUAUGAAUUAUCAUGGAGUGGAAGGUAUGGUGUGUAUACCUGUUAGAGAUUUAAAAAUGAAUGCAUGGUGUUUGAAAGUAGACAUUUUACUAUACUACACCUAUUUAACUUGAGUAACGCAAGCAUGUACAUUGUACUUGUUUUCUGGGAGGGGAGGGGGUUAGUUAAUCAUAACAAAAAUGAAUUACAAAUUAAAUGUUCCAUUAUAUAAGUAAAAAAUGAUUUUGGGUAGGAUGGGUUGAAAAUUCUCAAUUCCCCCUGUAUACGUGCCUGAUGUGGUAGAUGGACAUUUUCUCCUGACAUGAUCAUUAGUAGAGCCCGGUAUUCAUGAAACAGAUACUUCAAAGGUGAAACUUUUAUUUUACAUUUUGUUGCAUGUUUGGGUUUAUUUGAAUUUUUUCAACAUUUUUUUGUUGCAUUUUUCUGUGCAUAUUUGUAUAUCAUACUGUGGUCAGUAUUACUGUAACGGUAGCGGAUUUGAUUCGUCUCCUAGCCUUCUAGGGGUAGGGGGGUAAUAUCCUUUUAGUUCGAAAAUAGAGGAAAAAAUAUGUAUCCAAUAAUAAAAUUUGUAGGCCGUAAUUAUAAUUUAUAAACACUGAACUUCUUAACAAUUUUUGGUUUUUUAUUUUUCAUAAAUGUUUAGUAAAUUAUUUUAAAUUUAUUGUACAUUUAAAUUUCAGUAGGUGUACUUAAUAAAACAUUGCAUUAAAAAAAUUAAUUUAUAUGUCAAUUUUUAAGGGCUCUAUUGUGGUAAAAUACAUUUUUUAUAGUCAGUUUUAGCAAUUUUUAGAGCAUUUAAAUCCGGGCCCUAUUUUUAAGAGACAUUUUCUCUCCGUGUAUAUUAUGUAUGUAUAUUUUACACUCAAUUGUUUGUGAACUGUUUAAAUUCUGCAACUUAAUAUUGUCUAUCUUAUAAAUCAUUAAGAUAAUCAUGGUAAAAUAACAUGGUAUGAUGGCAACGUUCUGAAAUAUUGUCAAGGCUUGCGCACAUCAUUGUAUCUAGUUUGCCUCAUAAUACACUAUAUAUUUAUAUUAGUCAUGGCAAACCCAAUGAAAAGCUGUAAACUUGAUACUAAUGAAAUGCAGGAUAACGAGUGUUAUUAAAUAAUUAAAUUAAUUAAAUUGCCAGCAUACCAUGUCACUUUAAUAUGAAGAUAACCACCGAUGACAGUUGGGAUAUUUUAUAUACAUAAGCAUGCGCAGACUACCGGCAGGUAGUAUUAACACACACACACACACCCAUUAUAUCUAAGUUAUAAAAUCGAAUUUGGAUGGGUUAAUUUUUUCCCUGUAUUAUUGCAUAUGAUAGUAAAUAAUGUCGAACAUUAUCAUGAUAAUAUUGAUAAUAUUAUGUCAUUUUUAAAACUUAGAGAGAAAAUGUCUUACAUUCACCUGGUAAAACCUAACCAUAUUUCAAUAUUUGUCUUCCUUGAGUGGUGUUAUUGUACAUUGUUAACAAUAUUCUUAAUAUUAUAAUAUUUAUGUAUCAGCGUUGAUAAUGUCAUUAAGUAUUAUUAUUUUAUUAUUGUUAGAAAAAUAUUAAAAUUUAACUUUAAGAAAUUUGGUUGUAUUUAUAAUUUUCACUCUUACAAGUUUUAUUUAAAACAUAAUUGUGUUAUUUAUUUACUAAUCAAAGUUAUAAAAAUAAAAUGUAUAUUUAACAAAACGA
Molecule: messenger RNA, 4800 nt
Organism: Metopolophium dirhodum (rose-grain aphid)
Lineage: Eukaryota; Metazoa; Arthropoda; Insecta; Hemiptera; Aphididae
Gene: egl
Product: egalitarian protein homolog
Exons: 7
Coding region: 446-2626 (726 amino acids)
Biological process (GO): nucleobase-containing compound metabolic process
Molecular function (GO): 3'-5' exonuclease activity; nucleic acid binding
Source: RefSeq, a predicted model, not a curated record